GGCUGGGUGGGGUGAGGCGAGGGAGGUCCUAAAUUGGAAAAUAAAAUUGGGCUCUCACGGGGUGGAAGCGGUGCAGACGCCUCCUUAGGUUUGGGGCGCUGGGCGCCUCUCGCCAAGUUUAGUCUCGCACCUGUUCUUGCCCACCUCGGAAUUUUCCUGGGGUUCAAACAGUAGAAGGGAAAGAACCUUAAAGAAAAAUUGCAAGGUGUUGUGUUUGGGACGUGCGCGUUAGAAAAUGUGGGACAAACUUAUUUCAGCAAAAAGUAACUACUGAUAAAUUGUUUGGUUGGCUAGGAGAGGGAAGGAAUGUGGAAGGAUGUUAGUGCAGCGGGUCGAAUAUUAAGAGCGGGCUUUUGUAGGUGAAUUGUAAGGAUGUAGAUAUAUGGAGAGCCUAGGUGUGGAUUCUGGCUAGAGGGAUGAGGGUAAGGAAAGGAGCCCAGGCGAACGAUGUACUAUGUGCUCAUGAGGACCGCAUAGAGAAUGUGCUCCGUUUCUCCACGUUUGCUGCGAAACCGGCAUUGAAUGAAGUUUCCAGCCUCAGAAGUUGCUGUCAGAGAGAGAGGGAGAGAGAAAAGCAUCGAUUGGUUGUCUCCCAUAAGCACCUUGACCAGAGAUUGAACCAAAACUUAGAUUACAGCAAAAUGGAUAUACCAAACCCACCAACUUCCAAAUGUAUCACUUACUGGAAAAGAAAAGUUAAGUCUGAAUACAUGAGACUUCGACAAUUGAAACGGCUUCAGGCAAACAUGGGCGCAAAGGCUCUGUAUGUAGCAAAUUUUGCAAAGGUUCAAGAAAAAACCCAGAUUCUCAAUGAAGAAUGGAAGAAGCUUCGUGUUCAGCCUGUCCAGUUGAUGAAGCCUGUGAGUGGGCAUCCUUUUCUCAAAAAGUGUACCAUAGAGAGCAUUUUCCCGGGAUUUGCAAGCCAGCACAUGUUAAUGAGGUCUCUGAACACAGUUGCCUUGGUUCCCAUCAUGUAUUCCUGGUCCCCUCUCCAGCAGAACUUUAUGGUAGAAGAUGAAACUGUUUUGUGCAAUAUCCCCUACAUGGGAGAUGAGGUGAAAGAAGAAGAUGAAACUUUCAUUGAAGAGCUGAUCAAUAACUACGAUGGGAAAGUCCACGGUGAAGAAGAGAUGAUCCCUGGGUCUGUCCUCAUUAGUGAUGCUGUUUUUCUGGAGUUGGUCGAUGCCCUGAAUCAAUACUCAGAUGAGGAGGAAGAGGGGCACAAUGACACCUCAGAUGGAAAGCAAGAUGACAGCAAAGAAGAUCUGCCAGUGACAAGGAAGAGGAAACGACAUGCUAUCGAAGGCAACAAAAAGAGUUCCAAGAAACAGUUCCCAAAUGACAUGAUCUUCAGUGCAAUUGCUUCAAUGUUCCCUGAGAAUGGUGUCCCAGAUGACAUGAAGGAGAGGUAUCGGGAGCUAACAGAGAUGUCCGACCCCAAUGCACUGCCCCCUCAGUGCACGCCCAACAUCGAUGGCCCCAAUGCCAAGUCCGUGCAGCGGGAGCAAUCACUGCACUCCUUCCACACACUUUUUUGCCGGCGCUGCUUCAAAUACGACUGCUUCCUUCACCCUUUCCACGCCACCCCUAAUGUGUAUAAACGCAAGAACAAAGAGAUCAAGAUUGAACCAGAGCCAUGCGGCACGGACUGCUUCCUUCUGCUGGAAGGCGCAAAGGAAUACGCCAUGCUGCACAACCCUCGCUCCAAGUGCUCUGGCCGUCGCCGGCGAAGGCACCACAUGGUCAGCGCUUCCUGCUCCAACACUUCAGCCUCUGCUGUGGCGGAGACUAAAGAAGGGGACAGUGACAGGGACACGGGCAAUGACUGGGCCUCCAGCUCCUCAGAGGCCAACUCUCGCUGCCAGACGCCCACAAAACAGAAGGCGAGUCCGGCCCCACCCCAGCUCUGUGUGGUGGAAGCGCCCUCGGAGCCUGUGGAGUGGACUGGGGCUGAAGAGUCUCUUUUUCGUGUCUUUCAUGGCACCUACUUCAACAACUUCUGUUCCAUAGCGAGGCUCCUGGGGACUAAGACGUGCAAGCAGGUCUUUCAGUUUGCAGUCAAAGAAUCACUUAUCCUGAAGCUGCCAACAGAUGAGCUCAUGAACCCCUCUCAGAAGAAGAAAAGAAAGCACAGGCUGUGGGCUGCACACUGCAGGAAAAUCCAGCUGAAGAAAGAUAACUCUUCCACCCAGGUGUACAACUACCAGCCCUGCGACCACCCAGACCGCCCCUGUGACAGCACCUGCCCCUGCAUCAUGACCCAGAAUUUCUGUGAGAAGUUCUGCCAGUGCAACCCAGACUGUCAGAACCGUUUUCCUGGCUGCCGCUGUAAGACCCAGUGCAACACCAAGCAGUGCCCUUGCUACCUGGCCGUGCGGGAGUGUGACCCCGACCUGUGUCUCACCUGUGGGGCCUCCGAACACUGGGACUGCAAAGUGGUUUCCUGUAAAAACUGCAGCAUCCAGAGGGGCCUCAAGAAGCACCUGCUGCUGGCCCCCUCGGAUGUGGCCGGAUGGGGCACCUUCAUUAAGGAGUCUGUGCAGAAGAAUGAGUUCAUUUCUGAAUACUGUGGGGAGCUCAUCUCUCAGGAUGAGGCUGAUCGACGAGGGAAGGUCUAUGACAAGUACAUGUCCAGCUUCCUCUUCAACCUCAACAAUGAUUUCGUAGUGGAUGCAACCCGGAAAGGAAACAAAAUUCGAUUUGCAAACCAUUCAGUGAACCCCAAUUGUUAUGCCAAAGUGGUCAUGGUGAAUGGGGACCAUCGGAUUGGGAUCUUUGCCAAGAGGGCAAUUCAAGCUGGCGAAGAGCUCUUCUUUGAUUACAGGUACAGCCAAGCUGAUGCCCUCAAAUACGUGGGGAUCGAGAGGGAGACUGAUGUCCUUUAGCCCUCCUGGGCCCUGCGCCUGCGCUUAUGGUAGCAGCACUGUCUUUGCUUUCCUGCACACACCACCACCCCUCGACUUCCUGUGCUCUGUCUCCCAUGCUGAGAAAACCCCCCACCCACUCCCUCUGUAGUGAGGCCUCACCCGUGUCGGCGGGAACCACACUGUCUCAGUGAGAGGGGAGACAGAGGCAUCUCAGGCUGGGGCUCCUGGGAAGGAGCGUUGCGGGCAACGGAGGCUGCUGCUCGGUCCCCAGAGGAAGAGAGCACAGGCUCGGGGUGGGUGAUGUAUGCUUGACUGAUUUCUCGUCACCCAGGCUGCAGGCCUCCGAAUCAACUCAGGCAGUUCCUAACAAGCAUCAGCCUAUAAUUCUAACUUCCUGAAUCAAGGGUCCUUAGAUAAUUGGGUUGCCAGCCUCUCUCUUGGGUCCUAAGACCCAGAGAGGACAGGAUAAGUGAAGUUUAGUACCUGGAGCUUAUGAGUGGUCUGGGUUAAAGAAGGGCCUGGCAGGCAGUGCAGACGAGAUUCAGUGGGGAGAUGGGUCACCUCACCACCUCUUCCUUCCUGGCAGGGUUCAAACUGUUAGGGUGGGUUCUGAGCAUAGACAUUCAGUGCUGGGAAAAGAGAAGCUAAGGGCCAUCCUUCCAUGGACAGAGUGGGCAUCAGCCUGAUGAUAGCAGGCAAACUGCUGAGCUUGGGGCCCAGCAGGCUUUGAGGGACCUCUGUGUAUCCUGGAGGAUGUGUUUCUGAUGCCCCGCAACAAGAGCCAGUGCCUGGUUAGCUCCUCCUAACAUUCUAGCUUAGCAACUGCAGGCAGGCAUCGCUGCUACCGAAGAAGCAUGAAGGGUGUGUCAGGCUGGGUGUGAGUCUCCUAUUCCCUGGAUCUGUAGUUGUUUCCAGGCCUUCCACUGGCCUUAGAGGCCAGGCCCGCGGAGCCACUGUUACUUAUCUCUUCCUGGUAGAUGGGUGCAGGCCUGGACUAGGGGGAAGACAAUUGGUGUGACUGACUUUCCUGUCUGUAGCACCUGCUCUUGGAAAGGGUGGGUUGACAGUGUGUGUUUGGAGGUGGGCGAGGGGCUCCCACAUUGUGUGUGUUUAGUUAGGAUGGCAUCCUGUGUGUGCACUGCGGACUGGCAGGGGGUAUUUGCAGUGUCGAGAAGACUACCCGGGCCAUUCUGUGGUGCCGUUCUCUCUGGGAUUCAUGCAGAGCAAAGCACUUUAUUUCUUUUAGAAGAUCUGUAGAUUGGGGUAGAGUUUGAGCCAAGGUUUCUGAGGUCCUUGCCCAAAUCCCAUUCCUGAGAGAGGGGAGGGAGAGAGGUGGAAGAUUUCCCUCCAGCUCUGUCUCUUUGCCUGGCGGAGGUGGGAGGUGCUGCCUUCACACAGAACUCAGUGAGAAGAGGCCAGCACUAAGAGCUGCCCUGUGUCUAUGGCUGCUUGUGCUGAGCUGGCAGGGAAUAAGGGGUGUUGUGCUGGGCAAAAAGGACAUGGGCAGGCGUAGACUGGCCUGAAGAGGGUCAGAAUGGGGAGCAGGCUUCCCCCUGCUCUCUGGGAAAGCAGAGCUGUUCUUUCCCCGUCUGUACUGAUCACGCCCUUCCUCCAGCCCCUCCAGGCACUUA
Artibeus jamaicensis (Jamaican fruit-eating bat) is the source of this 4498-nucleotide messenger RNA. RefSeq names its product enhancer of zeste 1 polycomb repressive complex 2 subunit (gene EZH1). Gene Ontology annotation, molecular function: protein binding; histone H3K27 methyltransferase activity. The coding region runs from base 417 to 2885 and encodes 822 amino acids. Lineage: Eukaryota; Metazoa; Chordata; Mammalia; Chiroptera; Phyllostomidae. The record is from RefSeq and is a predicted model, not a curated record. Gene Ontology annotation, biological process: chromatin remodeling. The transcript has 21 exons.